AUGAAAGCAGAGAGGGAUAUAUUGACACAAAUUGAUCAUCCCUUUAUAGUCCAACUCAGAUGCUCAUUCCAGACAAAAUACAGACUUUACCUGGUGCUGGACUUUAUAAAUGGUGGACACCUCUUUUUUCGGCUCCAUCACCAUGGGCUUUUCAGAGAGGAUCUGGCACGCAUAUACACGGCAGAGAUUGUUUCAUCAGUGUCUCACCUCCAUGCAAAUGGCAUAAUGCAUAGGGAUCUCAAACCUGAGAAUAUUCUACUCGAUGAAGAUGGUCACGCCAUCCUCACUGACUUUGGAUUGACAAAGCAAUUAGAGGAUAAUACAAUAUCAAACUCAAUGUGUGGAACGGUAGAAUAUAUGUCACCUGAAAUUAUUCUUGGGAAGGGACAUGACAAAGCUGCUGAUUGGUGGAGUUUUGGAAUUCUAUUGUUUGAGAUGCUCACUGGGAAGCUGCUGCAAAAGGAACCCAGUAGGCGGCUUGGUAGCGGGCCAAAGGGAAGUGACGAAAUCAAGGGUCAUAAAUGGUUCAAGCCAAUUAACUGGAAGAAAUUGGAGAGCAGGGGAAUGCAACCAAGUUUUCGGCCUGAAGUAGCAGGGAAACACUGCAUUGCUAACUUUGAUAGGUGUUACACUGAAAUGCUGCUCUCUGAUUCUCCAGUUUCCAGUCCCAAAGUUGAUGGUAGCCUUUUUCAGGGUUUCACCUAUGUGAGGCCUGCUGCAUCCUUUCUCUAA
This is a messenger RNA of Fraxinus pennsylvanica, 732 nucleotides long. The record is from the annotation of a GenBank genome assembly. NCBI's taxonomy places the organism in Eukaryota, Viridiplantae, Streptophyta, Magnoliopsida, Lamiales, Oleaceae.